Molecule: messenger RNA, 1869 nt
Organism: Polistes dominula (European paper wasp)
Lineage: Eukaryota; Metazoa; Arthropoda; Insecta; Hymenoptera; Vespidae
Source: RefSeq, a predicted model, not a curated record
UUUUAUUUAACUAUGGUAUUAUAAUUUGUUUCUGGAAUUCCAGGGACGAUAAUAUUAAAUAACCUAUACUGUAAUAUGACGUUCGUUUGCAAAGUACGUGGUUGUUUAUCAAGUCAAAAUACGAAGAUUGAUGGCCGUGAAAUAGCACUAUUUGCUUUUCCUGAAGAUGAUGCGAGACGUCAAGAAUGGAUUAAAAAUUGUAAAUUAGUUCUCGAUUCCAGUGAUGAAAGUGACUCUUUAUACGUUUGUGAAUUACAUUUUGAAAAAUGUUAUUUUACGGCAUCAAAUGAAUUGAAAACAAAUGCAGUACCAACUAUUUUUCAUAAUAGCGAAGAUUUGCAAAGAAAACGAAAGGCUGAAAAUAACAUAGAUAUGGAAUCUUUGAUGGGUCAACCACCAUCAAAGCAAAAAAUCUUAGAUGAAGAUUCACAUAGCUUGGUAACUCCACCACAAAGUCCAUUUGCACAAUUGGGAGAUAAUAUUGAGGAAUCGGGUUUAGAAAAUAAGACAAAUGCGCUUAAGGAACCAGUAAAUAAACCUGAUGCAACUACAUCAAUGCCGAAUAAAGAUAAUAGACACAAAGUAUAUCGUUUAACAAUACAAAUAGAAAAAAUACAUACAGAGCCAGAUUCAGAAAAUAAGGAUCCAGUAAUCAUACCUAGUAGAGAAUUAGAAAAUUUUCCAAUUUCCAAUAACGAUAUGUUAAUAUUUAAGAAUGAACAAGAAAUGGAUGAUGAAUCGCAGACAGAGAAAAUGGUCAAAAUUAGUAAAGUGAAAAGACCGCAAUGCAUCAAAGGAGCAUGCAAAUUGAAAAAGGUCAUUUAUGGAAAUAAAUCAGCAUUUCAAUGUGAUGAAUGUAAUAAAUAUUAUGUCACGAAGAAAAACAACGCACAGAUAGAAAAAACUAAUGUUUGUUCUGUAUGCCAGAAAUCUUUUACUUCUCCGCAAUCACUUUAUCUUCAUGUUAAAAAACAUUUUGUUUGUGAUAUGUGUCUGACUGAAUGCAGUUCACGAAUAUCAUUUGAUAAACAUGCUAAGUCACAUGUAAGCACUGAUCCUUUGUAUCCUUAUAAAUGUCACAGAUGUUUUGAAAUAUUUGAUACCAAAGAUGAAAUAAGAAAUCAUUACGUUCUGAUGCAUCCUUCGAUAAAACUCGAAGGUAUUGGUAAAGCAAAAGUCUCACCUGUAACAGUUCAAAUACCUCAACAAGAAUAUCUAUGUCCUACUUGUAACAUUACUUUUAGAAAUGAACAGGCAUAUAGAAAUCAUAUUAAUUGUCAUACACAAAAAGAAGGAAUACGUUGUAACAUUGCAGAACCAAGUAGUAUAAUUUCUGUACCAACACCGAUAACUGGUGGUCAAAUAGGAAUUUUGCGAGCUGUAACAUUCAGUUGUAGAGUUUGUUCGAAAGAAUUUGAUAACGUUGCUGAAGUCGAUCAACACACGAGAACACAUUUGGAAAAUGCAGAAGAAUACAAGUGCAAUAUCUGUAAGAAAAUAUUUAAAACCAGUGCGCAGUUAAAUGAACACUUGAAGCAUCAUCUAUCGCGUGCACAUCCUUGUCCCAUAUGUCCUAAAGCAUUUAUCAAUAGAACAACUUUAAAAAUACAUUUAAAAACACAUGGUGAUUCAUAAUUUACAUGGAACUAUGAGAGUGUUCUUUUUUUUUUCUUCUGUUUAUCUAGUAUUAAAAAUAUAAAUGAACUACUCCAUUUUAUUUUAAUUUUUUUUUUCUCAAAUAAACUAAUUGUAAACUAGUGCAAAUUGAAGAUAAAAAUUGUUAAUUUUGAUGAUAUCUGUACAGUAAUAUCAUAAUUGUAUAUUUUAUUUUAAUCAUAUAUAAGUCAUUAAAGUAUUGUGUAAAAAGUU